Sipha flava (yellow sugarcane aphid) is the source of this 1577-nucleotide messenger RNA. Its product is annotated as putative mediator of RNA polymerase II transcription subunit 24. The transcript has 6 exons. NCBI's taxonomy places the organism in Eukaryota, Metazoa, Arthropoda, Insecta, Hemiptera, Aphididae. Bases 194 to 1354 code for a protein of 386 amino acids. Gene Ontology annotation, molecular function: metal ion binding. The record is from RefSeq and is a predicted model, not a curated record.
UUAUCAAAAUAAUCCGUAGCCCAGCUGCCGUCCGCGAGCACAGCCUAACCAUUUCGCCUACGCCUUCGGAUCCACCGUGCUUUUUCAGUUUCUAAUUGUCAAUAACACCUGUGGUUCUUUUUUACGCGUUGCCCGCUGUCCAUCUGACUGCUGGCCAGUUCCGUGGAAUCGUUGCUGCUUAGACGACUUGACAAUGUCUAAAUCAAUAUGCAAGUUUUACGCCAGAGGACACUGUAAAUUCGGAUCCUCAUGUCGUUUCUCGCACUCUGAACAUUCGAACAAUCAGUAUUACGACGAAUACCGACCAAGAAAAAAUGCCAAUCGAGAUUAUAACUAUGAUAAUUACAAUGAUGGUAAAAGUUAUGAUCAACAUUAUGCUCAUUACAAUCAAUCUGAUAUUGUAAACUAUCAUUCACAGAAAGAUUAUAACAGCAGCAAUAAAUAUAACCGAAAAUAUGAUAACCAAAACUAUAAUUCUCACAAGAAUUAUGAUGAUGGUGACUAUCAUUCUAAUUAUAACUCUAAUGAUAAUAAUUACCAAAAUUCAAAACAAAAAGAGAGUUAUGUAAGAAAUUAUAAUGAAUAUGAUAAAACUGGAAAUGAUUAUAUGUAUUCCAACCACGGAAGCAACGGAAGAAAUUUUAAAGAUCAUAAUGUAAAUAAUGAGGAACACUUUACCAACUCUUAUAGACGUUCCAAGGAUCGUAACAACUAUAAACAUGAUAAUCAGGAGAAAGAAUAUAAGCUAAAGAAAUAUGAUAGCGAUAUAAAAGCUUAUCAAACACAUGUACAACAACUUCUUAACAGUAACAUUUGGCCAUUAACAUGUUACCAACCCAUUGGAAGUUUAUACCCUAUUCAACCUGUUGGUAGUUUGAAUCUACCCGAUGUAUCAUUUGAAGAAAUAAGAUGUGAUUUUUAUAUUCUUAAAUAUAUGGUUGGAGAUCCUCAAUCUGUUCAUAAACAUUGUGUUGACGAAUUAUUAUUUAAAUCGCAACAAUUGAAGAGAGAUAUUUUAUCAUUUGAAGACUACAUACAAACAGAUAUGUUGGCUACAUUUGAUAAAUGUGAACAAUCGAAAAUGAACAAUCCUUCAUUUCAAAACUCCAUUCAGGCAGACCCAAACAUUUAUUGGAAUAUGUCUCAAAGAUAUUUGAUAAAUCCUGAAGUCAACAAAGCUCAGAUGGAAGCAUUUAGUUUUGUUAUUGGUCAAGAAACUACACAAAAAGCUCCUUCAUUGAAAAUACUCAUGCAAGUUGAAACGUAUGGUCAAGUAGAUAGUGAAGUAUUUGCUCAGGAACAAUUCACCGAUUUCAUACCAAUUAUGCCUCCACCUAGAAAGUCCUGUUUGUAAAAAGUUAUUGUGUACAUGAGUUAUUUGAUGUCAUAUGAUGUUAUAUAUUUUUAUUUCAUUUAAUAAUAUUUUUAUUUUUUUUUUUAUAUUUAUUUGAGGUUGUGAAAUUCACUUAUGAAUUUCAGAUUCUCCAACUAGAAUUACUGUAUAAAAAUUAUGCUACCUAUUUUAAUCUAAUCUACAAAAAACCAACACAGUAUUUUUUUUUUAAUAAUAAUAAAUA